This is a messenger RNA of Dreissena polymorpha, 1362 nucleotides long. Its product is annotated as mediator of RNA polymerase II transcription subunit 25-like. The record is from RefSeq and is a predicted model, not a curated record. Bases 1 to 1362 code for a protein of 453 amino acids. Gene Ontology annotation, cellular component: mediator complex; transcription regulator complex. NCBI's taxonomy places the organism in Eukaryota, Metazoa, Mollusca, Bivalvia, Myida, Dreissenidae. The transcript has 6 exons. Gene Ontology annotation, biological process: positive regulation of transcription by RNA polymerase II.
AUGGUUCGUCCCCCGGGGGGCAUGGUGGCCACCCAGCAGCCCCAGGCCCCCUCCCAGCCCCCACAGCAGAUGACCUUUAGCCCUGCCCAAGUUAGGGCUACUGGACCCAAUCAGGGCAUCAACCCCACUGUGACCAACCAAGGGGCGGUGAGUGCUGGUGAUUAUUGGGACAAAGGUGACUUUAUGGGUAACAGAAUGACAGGAGGCAAUCAAACAAUUUCUGACCCAAUGAUGUCCCUGAACAGCACCAUGAGUCAGGGAAUGCCUGUCCAAUCUAAACCUGGCACAACAGCUGGCUGGCCCAAUCAAAAUUCAGGAAUGGUGAAUGCGCCAGCUUCCGGAAUAAACCAGACAAUAAGUGCAACCAGUGCAAUGAGUGGACCAAAUGUGACAAACAUGGGUGGACAGAAUAUAGGGGUAACCAAUAAUAUGGGAGGGCAACAAAUGGGCGGGGGGCAACAAAUGGGUGGGGGACAACAAAUGGGUGGGGGACAAUCCAUGGGCGGGAUCAAUAACAUGAAUAUGGGAGGGGCAAACAAUGUCAUGAGUGUUCCCAAUAGCAUGGCUGGACAAAAUAUGGGGGGCAUGAGCAGCAUGGGUGGGGCCGGUGGUAUGUCAGGUCAAGGGAUGAGUGCUGGAAAUGGAAUGGGACAGAACGCUGCAACCAUGAGUGCUAUGGGUAUGGGCGGUGGGGCAGCGCCCAUGGGAGGGAUGAACAUGGCCGGGCCGGGUAUGGUGGGACCAAACAACAUGGCUGGACAGGGAGGGAUGCAGGCGGGGCUGAAUCAGCAGGGUGUGGCACCUGGGAUACCUGGGCCCAAUGAUCAGCAAGGGGGAUUUCUGCAGAAUCGUACCAUCAUCUGGAAGGGCAACCUGGAGUGGCAGGACAAGAAGACGGUGAUACCCGGUCCUGCUGCCAGAAUCACUCGUAGUCUCGGUUGCAUGGUCUCCAUUGCCAACACAGACCCAGAUCUGAACACCUCCCGCUGGCCGUCUGUGCUCAUAAUGCAGCUGAUGCCACAGGCCUUGCUGAACUCGCCGCAGUUACAUCCCCUGUUCAAGAACAGCAGACAGGUGGCCUUCCACUUUCAACAGAACACGAACCUCGACGACACGCGUAACUUGUACAAGGUCAUGGGCAGUGGCUUUGCUGGCUGUGUCCACUUUCCCCCCAGCACGGCCUGUGACAUCCGUGUGCUGCUCCUCCUGUUCUCUAACAAGCGCAAGUCCUUUGUGGGCCUCAUCCCUAACGACCAGUCAGGCGUGGUGAAUGGCAUACGACAGGUCAUCACCCAGCAGAAACAGCGGCACAUGUUUCUAUGGAAACAAAUCCUUGACCCUACUGCCAAAGCAGCCUGGUGA